Molecule: messenger RNA, 2985 nt
Organism: Styela clava
Lineage: Eukaryota; Metazoa; Chordata; Ascidiacea; Stolidobranchia; Styelidae
Product: fatty acyl-CoA reductase 1-like
Biological process (GO): long-chain fatty-acyl-CoA metabolic process
Cellular component (GO): peroxisome
Molecular function (GO): alcohol-forming very long-chain fatty acyl-CoA reductase (NADP+) activity
Source: RefSeq, a predicted model, not a curated record
CGUCUCUGAAACGGGGGCAUCUGACACAGCGGCAGAUGCGUUAGGUCGUGCCAUUCUUAUCUAGGCUUUUUGUUAAAAACUCCCGAAUGAUAUGGUAACAUUUUUUCUUCAUUUAAGGGGAUUAUUUUUUGUUAGGAUUCUAAUGGUGCCAUUUUUAGAUUGGACUUCCUUUUAGUUUAUUGCGCAGUGUCAAAUUGUCGAUAUGGAGGCCUAGACUGUCUUAUAAAAGAGGAAUUUGCACUCACUAUUAUAAUUGAUGUCUUUCAAUGUGGGAGCUGCUCCAGGAAUCUAACAACUGUGGUUGGUUUCCAAUGUAAUAGCAUCAAGUCCGAAGUACUUGUACAUAGUUUUUUUUUCAUUUGUCUGUUUUAUAAUUGUGUUCCAGCUUAAUUUCAGCUUAUUAAAAGCUUUGCUUCAGUCCAAUUUCAAUGUGUAAAGCUCAUCAAUGUACCAUAAGUAACAUAAUCCAGUUGUACAUGUGAGAUUUCCAAGAUUCUGAAAGACAAUGAGCGUAAUGGACAACCAAUCUAUCCAAGAAUACUAUGCAGGAAAAACAUUAGCUUUGACUGGAGGCACUGGCUUUGUAGGACAAUGUCUUGUAGAAAAGCUUCUUCGAUCAUGUCCAAAUAUCAAAAAAAUAUUUUUACUUGUACGACCAAGAAAAGGUGUUAGUGGUGAAGAAAGAAUUCAAAAGUUUGUUUCAGAAGAGCUAUUCGAUAAACUUCGAGAAAUAAAUCCAGAUUUUCAGACAAAACUCCAUGCAAUAAACUGUGAUUUAGAAAAAGAGAAUCUUGGAAUCAGUGAUGAAUCGAUGCAAAUACUGAUCGAUGAAGUACAAAUAUUCUACCAUUCUGCCGCCACUUUGAGGUUUAAUGAGCAUUUAAGAUUGGCAUUUUUACUGAACACACUUGCUGUGAAGAGACUUAUUAGUAUAUGCAAAAAAAUGAAGCAUUUAGAAUGCCUGGUCCAUCUAUCUACAGCAUAUUCACACUGUGACAGAACAGAAAUAGGUGAAAAACAUUAUGACACCAAUCCGAAGUUUGAAGACAUUGAAAAUGCAGUUUCCUGGAUGGAUGAUGAUAUGAUAACAAAACUCACUCCUGAAAUUAUCGGGAAAAGGCCUAAUACAUAUACUCUCACUAAAGCUAUUGGAGAAGAGAUCAUAUUCAGAGAAAGCUGUGAUCUACCAGUUGUUAUUCUUCGACCUAGCAUUAUAGGUGCAAUAUGGAAUGAUCCAAUACCGGGAUGGAUAACAACACUAAAUGGACCAACUGGAGUGAUAGUCGCAUAUGGAAAGGGAAUCCUCCAAACAAUGAGAAUUCAGGAAAAUCUUGUGCUAGACAUAAUUCCAGUUGAUUUUACUGUCAAUUGUGCAAUCGCUGCAGGAUGGAAGAGAGGAACUGAAUUUUUACAGAAGAAAUCUUCUACUGGAUUGACAAUGCAAAUUGAUGAUGUUAAACCAGACCCAGCUGGUGAUGGCAACAAUCUCAGAACUGAUAUUCCAAUUUAUAAUUUGACAUCUGGUACAUACAACCCCAAUGUCAUUACUGAGUGGCAUAAAAGCAUGCUCUAUUGGUUUGAGAGUUAUCCUUUCAACGGUGCAUUCAGAAAACCAGUAUUCACCUUGACGACCAGCGAUUACACACAAAGAUUUCUUAUGUUUUUCUACCACUAUGUUCCUGCUUAUUUCUUUGAUAUAGCUUUACGAGUUUGUGGAAGGAAACCCAGAUUGACAAGAUUGACCCAAAAAGUUGACUCUGCACUUGACGUUUUACAAUAUUUUUUGAAUCACACUUUCAAAUGGGACAACGAUAACACCAUGGCGUUACUUCAGAAUAUGUCACCAGAAGACAAAGAGACAUUCAACUUCGAUCCCCGAUGUAUUGAUUGGCACGAAUACAUGAAACAUUUCACGAUGGGAACCAGAAAACAUAUCUUGAAAGAUGAUCCUGAAAGUUAUCCUGCGGCUAGAAGACACUUGAGAAUGCUUCGAAUACUGAGCUAUUUCUUCCAUUCAAUUACUUUCCUGCUGUUGUGGCGGUUGCUCAUUGCUCCAUCUGGCAUUGCACAGAAUGUCUGGCACCUUGUUGUUUCACUCUGUUUCAAGUUUCUGCGAUUCUUCCAGAUUUCCAGUACCUUGCAUAAAGGAAGCUUGUUCUCGUCUUCCCUAUCAUAGAUGGAAGGAAUUAAUGUAGAUGCCUUCUGUAUACAUGCAAAUAUUAUUGUUUUUGAUAUGGUUUCUGAAUCUGAAAAGUUUGUUUGAUGAAUUAUGUUGAUAUGUUGGAAAUUUACAGAUUAUCAUGUUACCAAAUAUAUAGGAUUUUAUGUGUGUGGAUGUGAUUUUUACUUUAUAUUUUAAAGUCUCCAAUUUGUAAUUCUGUAAAUUUAUUUAAUUUUUCUUAGUCAAGCUGAAUGAAUUAUGCACUUGGUUAGAAAAUUAUGUGUUUACAUUCCUUUUGAAAGUUUCUUCACUUCUGUGCUAAAAUGAGUUUAAUUGUUUUGUUAUUCCAAUAAAUAUUACUAAUUAUAAUAACUAAAUUCAAUGUUACUGUUGUACUGUAAGUAACCUUUGAAAUAGAAUUCAAGUUUCAAGCCGAUUUAACUUAAAAUACUUAUCUGGUGGUUUUGUCAGCACUUCCUGCAUUAUUCUAGAUGUUGCCUGAUUUUACUUACAUAUUAUGUUCUUAAAGUUCUCUUUACAUAUUUUUAUUAAUUAAGCAAGAUAACUCUAUGGAAUGAGUGAAAUGAAACUGCUUCAAAGAUAUUAUAUCACUCACUAAUUUAGUUCCUUAUUUUACCUUUCUCUUAUGCACAUUAUGUUGUGUUCUCCACUUGGAUGCUUAAAUUACUGGGUAUUUUUUGAAUAGGUACUAGUAAUUUGUAAAUAAAAAAAUUUUCGCUGAUAAAAUUCUCUUUUAUGUUAAUAUUAGUGUUCUGCAUUGCUGAGAGCUCUGAACAUAAUAAAUUGGUAAGAUAGUGAAUUAA